Molecule: messenger RNA, 1800 nt
Organism: Equus quagga
Lineage: Eukaryota; Metazoa; Chordata; Mammalia; Perissodactyla; Equidae
Product: zinc finger and SCAN domain-containing protein 4-like
Exons: 5
Coding region: 1-1800 (599 amino acids)
Biological process (GO): regulation of transcription by RNA polymerase II
Molecular function (GO): RNA polymerase II cis-regulatory region sequence-specific DNA binding; DNA-binding transcription factor activity, RNA polymerase II-specific
Source: RefSeq, a predicted model, not a curated record
AUGGCUUUAGAUCUCAGAAUCUCAUUUCAAGGUGAACCAUCCAGGAAUGAUCCUGGGUCAGAAAAUCAUGAGUUUAAUCCCCGUCAAGUACCUGCUGUCCAGGAUGGGGAGAGGAUCUCCAAGUUCCCGAGCACUCAACACAGCUUAUUUCAAAAUGGCAAGAAUUCAUGUGCAAGGCAGGAACUGCAAAGACUCUAUAAGUUAUUUCACUCCUGGCUACAGCCAGAAAAACACAGCAAGGAUGAAAUGAUUUCUCGUUUGGUCCUGGAGCAAUUUAUGAUCAAUGGCUACUGCAGUGACAGGUCCAUGUUGAAAGAGAAAUGGGAAUCAAGUGGCAGAAACCUGGAGAAAUUCAUGGAAGAUCUGACUGAUGAUGGCAUGAAGCCACCUGGCUUAGUCCACGUCUGCAUGCAGGGGCAGGAAGCUCUCUUUUCUGAGAAUAUGCCCUUAAGAGAAGUCAUAGUUCACCUCAGGAAACAGUUGUCAACAGGAACCCAAACUGGAGAGAACAUGGGGACCCCUUUCCAGACUCCCAAAGAUCAUUCUCUGGAAACAGAACAAGGAGAUGAAGACAAAGAAAAUGGUGGCAACAUAUCUUUGAAAACUUGUCAAGUAAAUGACAGUAUGACUAGUCAAGGCAAUCAAACACCUUCCCUACUCAUCAUCCAGGGAGAGAACCGUCCUGGGCCUGGAGAGGGAGGUGUUCCUUUGGAGAAUCCACUCAGCUCCAGAAGAGCAGGUCUAGGCACCUGCAGGUCCCAGGAAGAGUCCCUGAAAGGACCCCCUUAUCAAGAUGUCCUUAUAGAGGUGGGACCAGGGUUUCUCUCCCGGCCAAACCAGGUUACGCCUGAGCGUGUUCCUACCCACCAGAGCAUUGAGGGAAACUCAGCAUGUGGGGGACACCAAGAAAGAUCCCAGGGAGCCCCCAAAUCAUACAAAUGUGAGAAGUGUCCCAGGAUCUUUAGGUAUCUGUCUCGGUUAAAAGCCCAUCAAAGAAGACACAAUAAUGAGAGGACAUUUAUUUGUGGCCAGUGUGACAAAGGCUUCUUCCAGGCAUCAGACCUACGCGUGCAUCAGAAGAUUCACACAGGAGAGAAACCUUUCAAGUGCAGCACAUGUGAAAUGUCCUUCAGCCACAAAACCAACCUUCGGGCUCAUGAGAGAAUCCACACAGGGGAGAAGCCCUAUGUGUGUUCCCUUUGCCAGAGAAGCUACCGCCAGUCAUCCACCUACCACCGCCACCUGAGGACUCACCAGAAAAUUGCCUUCAAAAGUGUUCCAUCUAGGGGGCUGUAUGCUUGGAUUUUGCAAGUUAAACUCACAUUGACAGCUCUCCUCGACAUACUGGCUGCUUGUACGACUCUGUCAGGCAUUGUGCAGUGGCAGCAUACCAGUUCAUGGAUCCCCACACAGCAGAUUCCCACAACUGUAAGAGGAGGUGAGGACAGCAUGACCGGAAAACACUUUUGGGCUCUGGCCCAUGGGAGGGCCCAACAUGCCAUAGUGGCCUUGCCUGUGGAAAUGCUCUACACUGAGUGGCGGUGGCUCCCCUCCACCCUAGCACAGUGCAGGCAAGAAGGUGCCCUGCCCGCUCAGAAGGUGCCCCUGUCUGCAGAGCACAGUAGCCAGAGGGAUCCACAGAGUGGUGGCUCAGCCCCCGCAUGGGUGCCCUACACCCUUAGUGUAGCGCAGGCAAGAAGGCACCCUGCCCACUCAGAAGGUACCCCAACCCACAGAGCAUGGCAGCCCACAGGAACCAUCAAGUGGCGGCUCAGCCUCUACAUAGCCUGCAGCAGCUAA